This is a messenger RNA of Ilex paraguariensis (yerba mate), 1136 nucleotides long. Lineage: Eukaryota; Viridiplantae; Streptophyta; Magnoliopsida; Aquifoliales; Aquifoliaceae. The record is from the annotation of a GenBank genome assembly.
UCUCUCUCCUGUUCUCCAGAAGCCGCUGGUUUCUCUCAACUCUCUCACAGUCUCAAGCUUCAUCUCCGAUCAGGCUCACUCGAUCUCAUCCAGGUUUCUCUCUCGAUCAGACCUCUUAUUCCGGAUUUGGCUUCGGGGUAAAUCGAUCUAUCCAGUUAAUCCGUGUGCUUUCUCGGAAUGAAGAAUAGAAUCUCCAAGGAUGGCUCUUAUUAUAGCAGAGAGAAUAACAAGGGAUCAGACCCAAUCAAGAACAAGAAGUUUAUGAUGAUGCAGACGAAGAAGAAAAACAUGAAGAGGUUGGGUGGUGGAGGUCUUUCCCUCGAUUCCUUCGUUAAUGCAAAAACAAAGAACGACAACUACAACCCUGCAUUUAUCAAGAAGCAAAGAGAGUUCUAUAAGAAUGCCAAAUAUGUGCGCAAGUAUAAGAAAUCACUGCAGCAUCAACCCGGACAGGAUGAUUCUUCCUUGGCUACAAGACCGCUACAGGAUGAAAAUGAAAAUGGAGAAGCUGGAAAGAUGAAUCAGACACACAAGAAGAACCAGAAGAAUAGUUCUCGCAGUCUGAACGAACUGUUUGAGAAGAAGCAGGUUGAAGAUGAGAAGGCAAGGAUUGAGAGGGAGGCAAUAAAUCGAACAAAAGAGGAAGAAAGGGAAAGAGCCUUAUCUCGAAGAAAAGUUUUAAGAGAGAAAAUGCUCAAGAAAACGAAGUUUGGUCAGCCUGUCAUGAAGCACAGAAUUGAGCUUCUUUUGGAGACGCUUCAAGGUUCAGCAACUUAGAAGGCUUCUUUAUCUGCACUGUCAAAUAAUAUUCUUGCAACCCUGGUGAGCUCAGUUAACAAUCUCCAGUAGAUGAACCUUCUGAGUGUUGUACUUUUCUAUUUCAGUAACAAAACUGUUAAGUCCAGCUGAAGUAACCGUUUUGUAUGGCAUUUUGCUGAUUGUGGAAUUAAUUGGAGUUUUAAAGUAGGUGACACCAUUCCCAGCACCAUUCUAAAAGACGAGAGAUUAGUUAUUAGCUUUGUGCUGGCUCCAAGGCUGUGUGGGGGAUAAAGUUCAUCCAAUGCUUUUCUGGUUUAUAUUCAGUGCAAUUGUUUGAAUUCUAGGACAGAUAAAAGAAAAAAUAUGAACUGUGGUUG